CUCCAUCGCGCCGCUCGCCCGGCUCAACCCCUUCUACGCGCCGCAUUUCCAGCCGAUCCAGGAUGGGGUGAGGAAGCGAGCGGAGCCCACCGAGGGGCCCACCACGCGGCGGAGCUUGGCGGCCGCAUCCGCCGGUGAAGAAUACAGCUGUGCAUAUGGCUCAAACAGAUUCUUUUUGCUUUGUGGCCUUGGUGGGAUUAUUAGCUGUGGAACAACACAUACAGCACUGGUACCUCUAGACCUGGUUAAAUGCAGAAUGCAGAAUACAGUUGUGAAUAUGGCUCGCUCAAGUUUUAUGCUCUCUGUGGCGUUGGUGGGGUCCUAAGUUGUGGCCUGACGCACACUGCUGUUGUACCUCUGGAUUUAGUGAAAUGUCGUAUGCAGGUUGAUCCACAAAAAUACAAGAGCAUCUUCAAUGGAUUUUCAGUGACAAUCAAGGAAGAUGGUGUUCGUGGCUUGGCUAAGGGUUGGGCUCCAACCUUUUUUGGAUAUUCCAUGCAGGGGCUUUGUAAAUUUGGUUUCUAUGAAGUUUUCAAGAUCCUGUAUGGCAACAUGCUAGGAGAGGAAAAUGCAUACUUGUGGCGUACUUCACUAUAUUUAGCUGCAUCUGCCAGUGCAGAAUUUUUUGCUGACAUUGCUCUGGCUCCAAUGGAAGCUGCUAAAGUUCGAAUUCAGACACAGCCUGGAUAUGCUAACACUCUGCGGGAGGCUGUACCUAAAAUGUUUGGAGAAGAAGGCAUCUGGGCUUUCUAUAAAGGUGUUGCUCCAUUAUGGAUGAGACAGAUUCCAUACACAAUGAUGAAAUUUGCCUGUUUUGAACGUACUGUUGAAGCUCUCUACAAGUAUGUCGUUCCCAAGCCACGAAAUGAAUGUACAAAAGGAGAACAACUGGUAGUCACAUUUGUGGCAGGCUAUAUUGCUGGUGUGUUCUGUGCUAUUGUGUCCCAUCCUGCUGACUCUGUAGUGUCUGUGUUGAACAAAGAAAAGGGCAGUUCUGCUUCACAGGUUCUUCAGAGGCUUGGAUUCAAAGGUGUAUGGAAGGGUCUGUUUGCCCGUAUCAUUAUGAUUGGUACCCUGACUGCGUUACAGUGGUUCAUCUAUGAUUCUGUGAAGGUCUAUUUCAGACUUCCUCGUCCGCCUCCACCAGAAAUGCCAGAAUCUCUGAAGAAGAAGCUUGGUCUAACCGAGUAGACAACUCAUGGACUGACUGUACUGGCCCUCCCAGUGAUGAGUUUCAUGAAACUUUUAUAUAUUUGACUAUGUAGAAAACAAACUGUAUAUGAUACUGUUAUUGGCUGUGCCCUCAUCCCACGUGAGGGUUUAAAUUCUACCACUGUCAUUGCCUGAAAUAAAUGAGAAAGAGAGUG
This is a messenger RNA of Pezoporus occidentalis (night parrot), 1367 nucleotides long. RefSeq names its product solute carrier family 25 member 3 (gene SLC25A3). Gene Ontology annotation, cellular component: mitochondrial inner membrane. Gene Ontology annotation, biological process: mitochondrial phosphate ion transmembrane transport. Gene Ontology annotation, molecular function: phosphate transmembrane transporter activity. NCBI's taxonomy places the organism in Eukaryota, Metazoa, Chordata, Aves, Psittaciformes, Psittacidae. The transcript is spliced from 8 exons. The record is from RefSeq and is a predicted model, not a curated record. Bases 250 to 1191 code for a protein of 313 amino acids.